Zygotorulaspora mrakii is the source of this 600-nucleotide messenger RNA. It is a transcript of the gene COX20, whose product is annotated as Cox20p. Bases 1 to 600 code for a protein of 199 amino acids. The transcript has a single exon. Lineage: Eukaryota; Fungi; Ascomycota; Saccharomycetes; Saccharomycetales; Saccharomycetaceae. The record is from RefSeq and is a predicted model, not a curated record. Gene Ontology annotation, cellular component: mitochondrion; mitochondrial inner membrane. Gene Ontology annotation, biological process: mitochondrial respiratory chain complex IV assembly.
AUGAGGUGGUGGCCAUUUAGCGAUAAAGAAAAUAGCCGAUCACUAGAUGAAGCGCGAACGCCAAAGACUGCGAAUAUAGGGCCGAUGGCCUCUAAUUAUUCGAAAGGGCAGAAGAUACUAUUGGAGGAUACAGAUCCACGUUUCGACAGUGAGACGUCACAGAGGCAAAUGGCACAUUCACAAGAGGAAGCAAACCUUAAGAAAGCGUUAGAUUCCAUCAAGGUUGAGGAUUUCUCGUUUGCAAAACUGUCGAUGAUACCAUGUUUCAGAGACGCAGGGUUGAUAGGCUUCACCAGUAUGUUUGUCUCAGGGACAGUCACAUUUUUAUAUCACAAGAAUCCCCUUCGUUCAGCCAAUUGGUCAGUUGCAGGAUUAUUGUUGGGAUCGGUUGUGGGAUGGGAGCAGUGCCGGUUGAAACGAAAGCGCAGUUUUCAGGUUGGCCAGAUGGCUAGAGACACAAUCGCCUCGAAGAAGAGACCAAUGCUCAAUUCAGUCAAACACGAAGAAAAACUGGUCCAGCAGUGGGAAGGGCAUAAGAAUGGCGAGAGACUCGUAGAAGCCGUAUCGGAGAAGAAAAGUCCGUGGUACAAAUUUUGGUGA